Messenger RNA from Eurytemora carolleeae, 1759 nucleotides. It is a transcript of the gene Bcat, whose product is annotated as branched-chain-amino-acid aminotransferase, cytosolic. The transcript is spliced from 2 exons. The coding region runs from base 381 to 1652 and encodes 423 amino acids. The record is from RefSeq and is a predicted model, not a curated record. Gene Ontology annotation, cellular component: mitochondrion. NCBI's taxonomy places the organism in Eukaryota, Metazoa, Arthropoda, Copepoda, Calanoida, Temoridae. Gene Ontology annotation, biological process: L-leucine biosynthetic process; L-valine biosynthetic process. Gene Ontology annotation, molecular function: branched-chain-amino-acid:2-oxoglutarate transaminase activity.
AGCUACUCAUCGGGGGCUUUAUUUCCAACGGUCAGCGUAUUUCGACCUCAUCAACACCAAACGCAGGACUGCGCGAACUGCGUCUGCGCUAAACUUCAGUUUGUAAAGAGCAGUGAUACACUACGCACACCCUCCAGCGAUCCUCAGGGUUGAAUUGAGAGCCUCUACUGCGUAGAUACUUCACCCAAAUCCUUUGAGAAGUAGGCCCAGCUCUAUAUACGUUCUAGGAGAAAGCAGUAAAGCCUAGAAACCUCGAGACUGCUUAGUCGAGCAGAAUUCUUUUAAUAUGCCUGCAGUAUAGAUCAAACCUGGACAGGAAACCCUAGAACUUAGAGAAAUCUAAAAUACUAUAAAUUCCCGAGGAAUAAAAUCUCUGAAACAUGGUUCACUCUCCGUCCUGCAUCAUGCAGCAGCAUGCCAGGAUAGUGAAGGGUAUGCGGGGACUUUUAUCUCAAACUAACUCAAGGUUACAGACACGAUUUAUCUCCGGAGUUCAAGGACCAGACAGCAGAAAACUCCGGGUGGAGAAUGCGUCCCUGCAUGAGAUGAAACCGAAACCCCCAGUCUCAGACCUUGCAUUUGGUAAAAUUUUUACAGAUCAUAUGCUCAGCAUCGACUGGGACGAUCGCCAGGGUUGGCAUGAUCCCAAAAUAGAAGCGUUUAAACCCUUCUCCAUGCAUCCCGGUGCUAAAGUUCUCCACUACGCCCAGGAACUGUUUGAAGGUAUGAAGGCGUACCGUGGAGUAGACGGCAAGAUAAGGUUGUUCCGUCCUAUGCACAAUAUGGCCAGGAUGAAUCUAACAGCCUCAAGGUCGUGUCUUCCAGCCUUUAACGGUCUGGAGGUGCUGAACUGUAUCCGGGAGCUUGUACUACGGGACAGUGAGUGGGUUCCUCAUGAUAGCUCUUCCUCUUUAUACAUUCGUCCCACCAUGAUUGGAACCGAACCAACCCUCGGAGUUGCUCCAUCAAAUGAGGCCAAACUGUUUGUGAUCCUAUGUCCCGUAGGCCCGUAUUAUUCUACUGGAUUUAAACCUGUAAACCUUCUUUGCGAUCCUAGUUAUGUGCGAGCCUGGCCGGGAGGUUGUGGAUUUACCAAGAUGGGUUCUAACUAUGCUCCGACUCUCUGGACCCAAAAGAUAGCUGAAAGUAAAGGCUGUCAUCAGUGUCUCUGGUUGUUUGGUAAAGACCAUGAAAUAACUGAAGUUGGAGCAAUGAAUCUGUUUAUAUUUUUGAAAAACAAGAACGGAGAGAAUGAGUUAAUCACGUCACCGAUAAGCUCUGGUAUAAUUCUACCCGGAGUUACUCGACGUUCUAUCCUGGAAAUGUGCUCUGAGUGGGACGGGAUCAAGGUAUCUGAGCGUAAGAUAACUAUGGGAGAGGUAAUGGAAGCUCUAGAGGAUGGAAGACUCAUUGAAAUGUUUGGUUCUGGAACUGCUGCUGUUGUGAGUCCUGUCGGAGGACUUCAUUACAAUGGUUCCAUGCAUAAACUCCCAACUCCGGAGCAAGGUUUAGCGUCAAGAAUAAUGAUCUCCAUGUCGGAUAUUUAUUACGGACGUGUCUCCCACCCCUGGGCUAUUGAUGUCGAGGAUUGGAAUAUUGACGCAGGACAGAUUUUGGAAGACUAUAGACAACCUGAAGCCAUGCAAGUUUAAUACGUUCUUCAUGAGUUAAACCAAUCUUGAGCGAGAAAAUGUUCAUUAUUCACAUAUAUACCAUUGUUAAAAUAUAUACCAAAAAUAUAGUUUAAUAUUCCUUCUCA